This is a messenger RNA of Austrofundulus limnaeus, 532 nucleotides long. RefSeq names its product CD99 molecule-like 2 (gene cd99l2). Lineage: Eukaryota; Metazoa; Chordata; Actinopteri; Cyprinodontiformes; Rivulidae. The record is from RefSeq and is a predicted model, not a curated record.
UUGAAAGGUGACCGGAAGUGCCAGUCUAUGGGCGUGUCAGUAGAUGCGGUUCUCAGAUCGCUGCGCUGCAGACUUUACAGACUGACUGACAAAAGGCCCGUAGGCUGAAACAUGAGGUCCGGUUCCGUGUGCUCCCUGCUGGUCCUGCUGCUGCCGUUAACAGCAACCACCACAAAAAGGCCACGGACACCAGUUCAUGGAACUGGAGGAGCUGGUAGUGACUUUAAACUGGAAGAUGCUUUGGACCCCAGCAAUGAUGACAACACAAAUAAGAACAAGAAGCAUGGAGGUGAAUUUUCUGACAGUGACCUAAGUGAUGUGAUUAAUGACAAAACUUACAAACCUGACAAAGGAAAAGGUGGAAAGCACAGUGAAGACACCAGUCAGAAUAAUCGUCAUGAUGAAAACAGUGGUACCCCUACAGAGGUGCUCACCAUUGCAGGAAUAAUUAGUGCAGUUGGCUUGGCACUGGUUAGUGCCAUCAGCAGCUACAUAACUUACCAGAAGAAGAAGUUAUGCUUCAGUAUUCAAC